CCGCGCUCCGCUCCGUAGCUGCCUGUGCUAACCGCGGCAGUGUUAGUGAUCACGCGACCCAAGACACAGUGCUACAGUACAGUGAAGAUCAGGGAUGUACGCACCCGAUUUAUAUAAUAGGGCUCGGUAGUAUGAGUUGCGGCGGGGUGAGAGCGUCAGUGCCGUGACGCCGCGACCCGCCACCCCCCAGCCAUGCCGGGGGGCAGGAGGGGGCUCGUGGCCCCACAGAACACCUUCCUUGAAAACAUAAUCCGCAGGUCAUCAUCUCAACCGGACUCAAGCUUUCUCUUGGCCAACGCUCAGAUCGUCGACUAUCCCAUCGUAUAUUGCAACGAGUCCUUCUGCAAGAUCUCCGGAUACAACAGAGCAGAGGUGAUGCAGAAGUCAUGUCGUUGCAGCUUCAUGUACGGAGAGCUGACGGACAAGGAGACCAUCUCCAGGAUAGAACAGUGCCUAGAAAAUCAACAGCAGGACCAGUUCGAGAUCCUACUCUACAAGAAGAAUCAUGCUAGGCUGUAUUUUGGUCCAUCCAAGAAUAAAACGGGAACACCACUAUGGCUGCUGCUACACAUCGCACCCAUCAAAAACGAAAAGGACAUCGUGGUGUUGUUCCUCUGCACCUUCAGGGACAUCACUGCACUCAAACAACCCAUCGAGGCAGAAGACUCUCGAGCUGGACUCAGCAAAUUCGCGAAACUGGCACGUUCUGUGACGCGAAGUCGGUCCGUCCUCGUCACUCAGUUCUCGUCUCAUCUCCCUGCCAUGAAGGAUGUCAGCAAACAGUCAAACAUUGCGCAUAUGAUGAGUCUGAACAGCGACGUUAUGCCGCAGUAUCGACAAGAGGCACCUAAAACACCCCCGCACAUUCUCCUUCAUUACUGUGCCUUCAAGGCCAUUUGGGAUUGGGUCAUCCUUUGCCUCACCUUCUACACGGCGAUCAUGGUGCCCUACAACGUGGCCUUCAAGUACAAGACCUCUGAGGACGUGUCCUUGCUGGUGGUGGACUCUAUAGUGGAUGUCAUCUUCUUUAUAGACAUUGUGCUCAACUUCCACACGACCUUCGUCGGGCCUGGCGGGGAAGUGGUGUCGGAUCCAAAGAUCAUUCGAAUGAACUAUUUGAAAUCUUGGUUUCUAAUAGAUCUUUUAUCGUGCCUACCAUAUGAUGUUUUCAACGCGUUCGACCAUGAUGAAGAUGGCAUCGGAUCAUUAUUUUCUGCUCUAAAAGUUGUACGACUUCUGCGCUUGGGUCGCGUUGUGCGGAAGCUCGACCGUUAUCUCGAAUACGGGGCUGCCAUGCUCAUCUUACUCUUGUGCUUCUACAUGCUAGUCGCGCACUGGCUUGCCUGCAUAUGGUACAGUAUAGGUAAGAGUGAUGCAGACAACGGGAUCCAGUACUCAUGGCUUUGGAAGCUAGCGAACGUGACACAGACCCCAUAUGCCUACACGGUGUCCAAUGGGUCCAACACUCUCGAGCUUAUUAACGGUCCUAGUAAGAAGACCAUGUACGUAACGUCACUCUACUUCACCAUGACUUGCAUGACGUCGGUUGGAUUCGGCAACGUAGCUGCCGAAACAGACAAUGAAAAGAUCUUCACCAUAUGCAUGAUGAUCAUAGCAGCUCUUCUCUACGCCACCAUCUUCGGUCACGUGACCACCAUCAUUCAGCAGAUGACGUCAGCGACUGCCAAGUACCACGAGAUGCUCAACAACGUGAGGGAGUUCAUGAAGCUGCACGAGGUUCCGAAGGCUCUUUCUGAGCGGGUCAUGGACUACGUCGUUUCCACGUGGGCCAUGACAAAGGGCAUAGAUACCAACAAGGUAGAAAACGAGGUCCUCAACUACUGCCCAAAGGACAUGAAAGCUGACAUCUGUGUUCAUUUGAAUCGUAAAGUAUUUAAUGAGCACCCUGCAUUCCGCCUUGCGUCCGAUGGCUGUCUUCGUGCCCUGGCCAUGCACUUCACCAUGAGCCAUUCAGCUCCAGGUGAUUUGCUGUUUCACACUGGAGAGUCGCUGGACACAUUAUGUUUUAUUGUGACCGGGUCGCUUGAAGUAAUCCAGGACGACGAAGUAGUCGCAAUAUUAGGGAAAGGCGACGUAUUUGGGGACACUUUCUGGAAGGACCCGACAGUAGGCCAAAGUGCAGCCAACGUCCGUGCUCUCACCUACUGUGACCUCCACGCCAUCAAAAGAGAAAAAUUGCUAGAAGUCCUAGAUUUCUACCACGCCUUCGCCAACUCUUUCGCCAGGAAUUUGGUACUUACCUAUAACCUAAGGCACAGAUUGAUUUUCCGCAAAGUGAGUGAUGUGCGGCGCGAAAAGGAGCUGGCGGAGCGACGGAAGCACGAGCCGCAACAGGAACUCAGUCAUGAUCAUCUUGUGAGGAAAAUAUUUUCAAGAUUCAGGAGGGACAAGGGCGUCGGUGGCUCCGGUACGCCCAACAGCGCAUCCUCAGACCUUGUGGGUGUGAGUGGACGGGACUUGGAACGAGGCUCCGGUGAACGCUCGGACUCUGAGGUGGCCGGCACGACAGAAGCUCUAAAGGUGGUGAAAAUGCCGCCAGCACGAAUGAACAACAUUUGUGAGACGAACGGACCUCGAAAGUGGAAGAACAUAUUUGGAAGAAAUGAAGGAGGCGAGGACGAUGGAUCCACGACUGACGAGUGCAACAAGAAAAAUCUGAUGCAGGACGGGGUGCUGAGGAGCCUGGGCGUCAAACACAACACCAACCUAUCCAAGAGAGCCAACACUUCCGCCACCAUCACACCAAGCACUGCCAACAACAACCACAACAACAACAAUAAUAACAACAGCACGAAAGCAGUGGUAAAGAAGGACACUCUUGCCCUCGAAGGAAACACAAAAUUCCACGUCAAUAAGCUGGAUUCGUCAGACACCGGGGGCGGGCGGGACCAGAAGAAUAAGGACAAUGAGUCCGGUUAUGUCACGGAUUUCAGUGGCCACAGUCCGGUGGUCACGGCCGCCGACUGCCAGCAGAUCAUUGCAAGCCUCAUGGACUUCAAGGUCGAUCUAAAGAUUGAAAUUCAAAGAAUGAAUCAGAAAUUAACUCGUUUAGAAGACAACAUGAGUGACGUCAUGACCCGCAUGAACCACGUGCAGCGUUCAACGUCCCAGCCUGUGAGCGUGAGACCUUCCGACGAGCCACUUAGGGUAACGCGGCGAGACAGACCCACGGCAACUGCGGUGGACCCCACUCCAGACCCUGAUGAGUCUAAGCCAUUUUUACCCAAAGUUACUGCCAGUGAAGAACCAAAAAAACCUAAACGGCGAGACAAGAACCGCGCAAAGAGUGCUGGAACACCCCGCACAUCACCCACCGAUUCCAACUCCCCAACCGAUUCAAUGGUGCGCGGGAUGCUUGAAGAAGAGAUUCAGGAGCAAGCAUCGUCUUCGCCGAGGGCCGAGGCUCCGGUGCCGCCGCGCUCACGUUCCAGGGAGUACCUCUGAGCUGUUAGUACAAUCUCCCUACCAGGCUCUUCCCUAUGUUUCAGAUAUACACGGAUAAGAAUGAAAGCUCCAAUAUUGCAUAAAAUUCUCCAGAUAAUUGCUAAUGAGUGAAGGCUGAACGUUCAGGACAGUUCAGAUUCGUUGUCUAUUAUGAUUACUGUGAAUAGUUUUGAACACGUAUUUAGCUCAGCACACAACACAGGGCAAGGUCGUUGCAGGAGCAUAAAUUGGUCCUCAGUCGGAUUAAACAUUUACGCCAACUUUCAGCCUAAAGAUUGACUAUUUGGUAAAUGCAUUACAAAAAAAAAAAUCAACAUUUUGAAAUAUGACAUUAAUAAUAUAAGUAAAUACCACUAUUGCUGCCUUCGUGUUCCCGAUCGCGGCUGCUACGGCUUAUUUCUAGUUAUUGCGUUGGCUCUGUCUUCGCGGUUGUGACUCCUUAAGAACAAGUGAUAAUUCAGAUGAAAUGGCAGGGAGUUUGUUGUGUUUGGAAGGGGGCGUGGGACCCCGCGCGCCCCCUCCCCCUUGUCACAGUGCAACACUCGCCCUCAUUGUGAUCCUGUCAUCCUCAUCCAAAGACAGUGACUGCAACUGAGGAUGCUCUGCAGGUAGCAAUCUUAGCAAUACUCAAAUGAUCCUCUCCCGGAGGAUCGAGCACGAAGAUGUGGAAACAGUGUCAGCAUUUACACACACGUACCGUCCUGUUUGUUUUGUACAUAAUAAAACAGUGUUUUGAAGUUGAACACAGAGUGAUGUA
Penaeus indicus is the source of this 4222-nucleotide messenger RNA. It is a transcript of the gene eag, whose product is annotated as potassium voltage-gated channel protein eag-like. Lineage: Eukaryota; Metazoa; Arthropoda; Malacostraca; Decapoda; Penaeidae. Gene Ontology annotation, biological process: potassium ion transmembrane transport; regulation of membrane potential. The record is from RefSeq and is a predicted model, not a curated record. Gene Ontology annotation, cellular component: plasma membrane. Gene Ontology annotation, molecular function: voltage-gated potassium channel activity. The coding region runs from base 193 to 3465 and encodes 1090 amino acids. The transcript is spliced from 21 exons.